AUGCUGCCCCAAGCGGACCCCACCGACGGCAUGACCUGCGACUCGUGCAACAAGGACAUCAAGUUCCUGUGCUACAUUCGGUGCGCGGAGUGCAAGGACGUGGUGGACCUGUGCGUGAGCUGCUUCUUCAGCGGGAGCGAGCCGCGCCAGCACAAGAAGACCCACAGCUACAGAGUCAUGGACAAGCUGCACAAGCCCAUCUACUCAGAGGGCUGGAGCGCAGUCGAGGAGCUCGCCCUAGCAGACCUCACGCGGAAGAGAGGCUUGGGAGCCUGGGAAGAAAUCGCUGAUCUGAAAAUGUUCUACCGCCGCAAGUCCGAGAAGGAGCUCAACGCCCGCUAUCUGGACACGUACCUGGCAACGUACGACUCGGUGCUCCCCCCUCACUACCUCCGUGAGAGAGAAGACGGCACGGUGGAGAAAGUGCCCAUCCCCCCGACUCAUCCGGAGAGGUGCCGCCCCUCACAAAGAGGGGUCAAGCUGGACUCGAAGGAGGUCCGCAGCCGCACCAUCGCGGAGCUGGGCACGAACCCCCGUUACCGAUACGAGCCCUCCUGGCAGGCGCUUGCCAAGAAGCAGGAGAUGGCGAAGGUUGCCGCCCGGGCUGCUGCCGCGGCCUCAGGGAACGUGGAAGGAAGUGACGGUACCCCCACCACCGGCAACAGCAGCACCAACAGCAACGGCGCGGGCGGGGGUGGCGGCGGCAGCAGUGCCGGUUCUGAUGGCGGAGGCGGCGGCGGAGGUGCUGCGACGGGAGGCGAAGAAGGCAGCAAUGCUGGCGGGGGGGCUGCUGCCGGGGGGGCAGGGGGCGAGAUGGAAGAGGUGGCUUCGAAGACUACGAACAACAGGAGGAAGAGGCGCAGGGUGGCCCAGAGCAAGGUGAAGGAAGAGGAGCGCCUGAUCAAGGAGUGGGCAGACAAGCUUCCAGGAGCCGACCUUUCGGUGUUCUUGCCCCUAAGGGGGGACUUUGACCACGAGCACGACAACGCGGCGGAGGAGCUGCUGGCGAACAUGGAGUUCCGUCCCACCGAUCACGCGAGCGAGAGACAACUCAAGCUAGACGUGAUCGCGGUGUACAACCAUCGCCUCGACGAGAGGGAGAAGCGCAAGCGGUUCGUGAUCGAACACAACCUCCUGGACUACAAGAAGCAGCAGCAGAACAACAGCGCCGGCCGCAAGAGACACAAGGAUGACCGCGAACUGAUCGCGAAGCUCCGACCCUUGGCGAGAUUCAGCACACCCGCGGACCACGAGGAGCUCAUCGACAACCUCCUCCUCGCCAAGAAGAUGCGGAUGAGGAUAGAGCAGCUGCAGGUGUACAGGCAGAACGGCAUCACUACCCUCGCCGAAGGCGCCGAGUUCGAGAUCGCAAAGAAGAAGCGGCAGGAAGAGCUGGCUUCAAAGAAGCACCGCGAGUCUGCCUCCUAUCUCUACGAGGGGGUGGGACAAGGCGGCAGCAGCACCUCGAGCAAGGCCAACAUCCGGAACAUACGGGACCGCAACUACCGUUGCAGCAACAGGCAAAAGGAUGGUGGAGGCGACGGCGGAGGAGAAGCUAACAACGAUAACCUCCUGGACAUCAGCGGGGCCCCGGGGGUGGAGUACCUGUCCCCGGCGGAGCGUGUGCUUUGCUCGCAGCUGCAUCUGCUGCCCGGGUACUACCUCGUCAUCAAGAACGCCAUGAUCCAGGAGUGUGCCCGAGCCGGCUGCCUCAAGAAGAAGCGCCUCCCUGACCUGGCCGUGUUGGACACUCCUCGCCUCAAUAAGAUGUACGACUUCUUCUCCACCCUCGGCUGGGUGACGGACAAGGCCACGGACUUUACGCCCAACGGCAGCUCCAGCACCAACGGCGGCUUGCCGUGA
Messenger RNA from Ectocarpus siliculosus, 1863 nucleotides. The record is from the annotation of a GenBank genome assembly. NCBI's taxonomy places the organism in Eukaryota, Phaeophyceae, Ectocarpales, Ectocarpaceae.